Molecule: messenger RNA, 540 nt
Organism: Rotaria sp. Silwood1
Lineage: Eukaryota; Metazoa; Rotifera; Eurotatoria; Philodinida; Philodinidae
Source: the annotation of a GenBank genome assembly
AUGAAACAAAUCUCAUCAUUUUUAUCUGAAAUAUCAGAUCAAUUUAGAACAGCUGUUGUUGAUGCAAUUAAAUCAUUAUGUCAAAAAUUUCCACGUAAACAUACUGUAUUAAUGACAUUUCUUUCAAAUAUGUUACGUGAAGAAGAUGGUUAUGAAUAUAAAAAGGCAAUUGUUAAUACAAUUAUUUCAAUUGUUGAAGAAAAUCCUGAAGCAAAAGAAGCAGAUUGUGAACAUACAUCAUUAGCUACUCGUAUUAUUCAUUUAUUGGGUCGUGAAGGACCACGUACAACAACACCAGCAAAAUAUAUUCGUUAUAUUUAUAAUCGUGUUAUUCUUGAAAAUGCACCUGUUCGAGCUGCUGCUGUAAGUGUAUUAGCUAAAUUUGGUGCAGCUUCAGAAGAUUUAUUACCAAAUAUUUUGGUACUUUUACAACAAACAACACUCGAUCAAGAUGAUGAUGUUCGUGAUCGUGCUACUUUGUAUUAUCAAUUAUUAAAACAUAAUGAUAAAGCACUUAAUUCAGCUUAUAUUCUCAAUUGA